AAAUUUGAAGAUAACAAAAACGACAUAAUUACUCCAUUUUUUCUUUCUUUCUUUCUAUUAUUUGGUAAAUUGAUUAUAGCCCAUUUGUCACCAGCGCGCAACAAAGAAAAACCAAAGUAGUUGCAGUCAUCUAUCGAGAGAGAGAGAGAGAGAGAGAGGUUGCUUAGACAGAAAGGGAGAGUUAGAGGGAAUUUAACGCUGCGAGAUCAUUGCACAGAGCGAGUUAGAGUCGGUUUGAGAUUUGCAGAGAGAGAGAGAGAGAGACGGAGAGUUAGGAGUAGAUUUUGAUUCACGCACAACAUAGAGAGGGAGGGGGGAGGGACUAUGGCGAAGAAGGAAGUUUCUGCAACAGUCUCUUCGGCGCCAGCACCACUACGUCCUACAAUAACGCUCCCAUCACGUCCAUCCUUGGAGACCUUCUUCACCGGUGGUCCAGGAGCCAGCCCCGGUCCCAUGACUCUGGUCUCCAGCUUCUUCUCUGAUAACUAUCCGGACGCUGAGUGCCGUUCCUUCUCUCAGCUCCUCGCCGGAGCCAUGGCCUCUCCGCUCGCCAGGCCCAACUUCUAUACCGACAAUUCCGCUGGUAAUUCGGCCAAGGAACCUGGUACUGAUACGCCUUCUGGGUUUAAGCAGAGUAGGCCAAUGAAUUUGGUGGUUGCGCGGUCGCCAAUGUUCACAAUUCCACCUGGGUUGAGCCCCUCUGGCUUGCUUAACUCGCCAGGGUUCUUUUCGCCGCUGAGCCCCUUUGGAAUGUCCCAUCAGCAGGCCUUGGCACAGGUUACAGCUCAAGCUGCAUUUGCCCAAUCCCAAAUUCUAGCUGAAUACCAGCCUUCUUCAGUGGCAGCUCCUACAGAGUCACUGACACAUAAUCCAUCCUUUACUCUAAAUGAAGCUUCACAACAACACAUGGCACCAUCCACAGUGGAUCCCAGAAGUUCAAUGAUGGAAUCAUCAGAGGCCUCUUAUCCUGAUAGGAAAUACCAACCCUCUUCCAGUGCCAUUGAUAAGCCUGCUGAUGAUGGCUACAAUUGGCGUAAAUAUGGGCAGAAGCAGGUAAAGGGCAGUGAAUGUCCACGAAGCUAUUACAAAUGUACACAUCUGAAUUGCCCUGUCAAAAAAAAGGUUGAGCGUUCUCCUAAUGGCCAAAUAACUGAAAUUAUCUACAAAGGCCAGCAUAAUCAUGAACUGCCUCUACCCAAUAGGCGUGCAAAAGAAGGUGGUGAUGUAAAUGGAAAUAUGAAUUCUCAGGCUAAACCAAAUCUGGAUUUGCAAAGUCAAGCUGGAAAUUGGAACCCAGCAAGCGAUGUGGUGCCAGAUCAUUCAGUUCCUCAGAGUGAUCAGGAAUCUACUCAAGCAGGACCCCUUCAGUUACCUGCAUCAAGUGACAGUGAGGAGGAAGGUGAUGCGGAAGCAAGAGAAGAGGGGGAUCUUACGGAGCCAAAUCCAAAGAGAAGGGUCACAGAUGCUGUCACAUCUGAGAUACCUUUCCCACACAAGACUGUCACAGAACCAAAAAUCAUUGUGCAAACAAGAAGUGAAGUUGAUCUUUUAGAUGAUGGCUACAGGUGGCGCAAGUAUGGCCAGAAGGUGGUAAAAGGCAAUCCUCAUCCAAGGAGCUAUUACAAAUGCACUAAUUCUGGAUGCAAUGUCCGUAAACAUGUUGAGAGAGCUUCAACAGAUCCCAAAGCUGUCGUAACUACAUAUGAGGGGAAGCACAAUCACGAUAUCCCAGCAGCUAGAAACAACAGCCAUAACACAGCCAAUAGAAUUGCACAGCAGAAGGUGGUGUCUGAGAAACUUUCACUGCUCAAAGAUAUAGGUUUUGGAAAUAAUGACCAAAGACCAGUGCCUCUACGGCUAAAAGAAGAGCAAAUCACUGUGUAAAGGGCUCUGCCAAAAUCUCUUUUGCAGCCAUCAGGUCAGCGGUUGAUUCCAGUGGACUAACAUAGGUACUUCCUGUGUAAUUGGCUGACGACACUUCCUGUUUAUACUCUCCUCCGCUUGCUUUUGUAAAUUGAAAUUCAGAUUUGAUCUCCCAUGUGAUUUUGUUAACACCUAAAAUAGGAGAUAACUUGAAGUAGUUACAUAUGGUUGUAGCUUUCAGUUCCUUGGCUGUUAUUGGUCUUGUUUAAUUUUCUCACAGGCAAUUUGAGGUCCAAGCAAAGAACCAUAGUGAUAUAUUUAUGUAUGGCAGUCAAUCUUCCUUCGUGAA
Juglans microcarpa x Juglans regia is the source of this 2212-nucleotide messenger RNA. Its product is annotated as probable WRKY transcription factor 3. The record is from RefSeq and is a predicted model, not a curated record. Gene Ontology annotation, biological process: regulation of DNA-templated transcription. The transcript is spliced from 4 exons. Gene Ontology annotation, molecular function: sequence-specific DNA binding; DNA-binding transcription factor activity. Lineage: Eukaryota; Viridiplantae; Streptophyta; Magnoliopsida; Fagales; Juglandaceae. The coding region runs from base 325 to 1884 and encodes 519 amino acids.